AUGAGCUCCCAGAUUUGUCAGCACUAUUCUACCAAAGUGGAGGCAGCUGUCAACUGCCUGGUCAAUUUGCAUCUGUGGGCUUCCUACACCUACCUCUCUCUGGGCUUCUAUUUCCACCGCAAUGAUGUGGAUCUGGAAGGCGUGUGCCAGUUCUUCCACAAAUUGCCCAAGGAGAAGCACAAGGGCGCUGAGCGUCCCUUGCAAAUGCAAAACCAGUGUGGCGGCCGCACUGUCUUCCAGGACAUCCAGAAGCCAUGUUAAGAUGAAUGGGGUAAAACCCUGGGCGCGAUGGAAGUCGCUCUGGCCCUGGAGAAGAACCUGAACCGGGCAUUUUUGGAUCUUCAUGCUUUGGGUUCCGCCUGCACAGACCACCAUCUCUGUGACUUCCUGGAGAGCCACUUCCUAGAUGAAGAAGUGAAACUCAUCAAGAAGAUAGGUGACCACCUGACCAACCUCUGCAGGCUGGCCAGCCUCCAGGCCAGGCCGGGCGAAAAGGUUCACUCUCAGGCACAAUCAGGAGCCUACCGAACCCAGUGACAUCUGAAGAGCCCCGCUCUGCCUGAGCCUUUCCCUCCAGCUACUAGGCAGCUUUUUUUAAGCAACCCUAGAACCCUCUCCCAAGCCUUAGACCAAAUG
This is a messenger RNA of Mandrillus leucophaeus (drill), 636 nucleotides long. Its product is annotated as ferritin light chain-like. Gene Ontology annotation, molecular function: ferrous iron binding; ferric iron binding. The record is from RefSeq and is a predicted model, not a curated record. NCBI's taxonomy places the organism in Eukaryota, Metazoa, Chordata, Mammalia, Primates, Cercopithecidae. Gene Ontology annotation, cellular component: cytoplasm. Gene Ontology annotation, biological process: iron ion transport; intracellular iron ion homeostasis. The transcript has a single exon.